Messenger RNA from Sebastes umbrosus (honeycomb rockfish), 1297 nucleotides. It is a transcript of the gene cdca8, whose product is annotated as cell division cycle associated 8. NCBI's taxonomy places the organism in Eukaryota, Metazoa, Chordata, Actinopteri, Perciformes, Sebastidae. The coding region runs from base 152 to 991 and encodes 279 amino acids. The transcript has 11 exons. Gene Ontology annotation, cellular component: chromosome passenger complex; chromosome, centromeric region; spindle midzone. Gene Ontology annotation, biological process: mitotic sister chromatid segregation. The record is from RefSeq and is a predicted model, not a curated record.
CAAUUCUUCGUGACGCGAAAGCAAACACGGGUUCUGAUUGGCUGACAUCACGUCUUGCCCCUCCCCCGCGCCGACAUUUGAAAAACGGCUUUGUGAAGAAGAAGAAGAAGAAGAAGAGUUACCUACGAAGAGAAACACCUAACCAGAAGACAUGGCUCCCAGGAAAAGGACCACCAAACAACGGAAGAACAACCCCAAAACAGCCAAGCUGGAAGCCUUUCUGGAGGACUUCGACAGCGAAGUGAAGACCCGAGUUGGACAAAUGAAAGAGAAGAUCAACCAGCUGCUGAAAGAUGUUGAUAACAGCUACAACAUGGCACUGAUUAAGCUCCCCAAGGCCGUCAGGCAAAUGGGCUGGUUGGAACAUUUCAUGUCUGAGAAACCAAAGUCACCAGCUGUGGAUAAUAUAAAGAGAGAAGAGGAAGCUGCUAUUGUUGAAAGCGUUGUGGCUGAAGACCACGCAGUCCUUCUGAAAUCAGUCAAGAAAACAUCAAAGAAAAAAGGUGGAGCCAAAUCCACUUCAGAUGAUGAAAACACCCCAAGCACAACUAGGAAGGGGAAAGCAACAAGGAAACCUCCAACUACAUCAAAGAGAGCAAAGGCGCUGACAGUCAGCAAGCAGAACACCUCCAUCAGACGAUCGAACAGGAAGCCAAUGGUCACUCCUGCCAGGAGUAUGAUGGAUACUUCUUUGAUGAUGGGCCCCACUCCCCUCGUCACCCCGCGCUUCGACCCAAGGCUCCCCAAGACCCCCGCUGUGAGGAUUCCCCGCCACAAAGAGAGGGUUUAUAGCAUUUCAGUCAACGGCUCUCCCAUUGCAGCAGGAAAUGAGGACGUUGUCAUCAACGUCCCCAUCGGCAACGGAGAGAGCAUUCAGCUUUUGGCCAGUCAGUUGGACUCAGUGGACCUGUCUCUGCUGGAUGAAACCGCUCUGUCGAGCAUUCGGCUGCUGCAGAAUCGACUUACAACCCUGUGCAGAUCAGUGGAGUGACCCAACCAUCUGCUGAACACUGUACAUAACUUUUAAGACAUUUUAUCUUUAUUUCAAAGCUUUGUGGUAUCCUGUUUUUUUGGAUUUUAGCAUGAUGAUUAUGUUUUGGUAGAAUUUACUGGACAGGUUUCCUCUUUUGGACAAAUCUAUCUCUACCAAGCUGUACCUUUGCAUGUUGACCACUAGGUGGCAGCAUUUCACCAUAGAAGUUUGUUUGUCAGGCGUAGUCAGAGCAGCUUCUUCUUUCUUCAAUUGUAACCUGUCCUCAGUAUUAAAAGCUGUGGUCACAACACCAACAAUUGAAGU